Messenger RNA from Neomonachus schauinslandi (Hawaiian monk seal), 480 nucleotides. It is a transcript of the gene SPMIP3, whose product is annotated as chromosome 6 C1orf100 homolog. Lineage: Eukaryota; Metazoa; Chordata; Mammalia; Carnivora; Phocidae. The record is from RefSeq and is a predicted model, not a curated record.
AUGGCUGCCAUCCGGCUUCGAGAAUUUAUUGACCGCCGCCCAGUGGUCCCAUCCAGUAUAUUCAUCGCUCAUCAAGGAAAGGACGUCCAAGGAUGCUACCCCGGGCAGGUGGCAAGAGUCCAUUCUGAUUCUAGUGUGAAGAGACCUCCCAGACCUCUCAUAGACUUGACAAUCCCACCCAAGAGAAAAAGUCAGUAUCAGCCUCAACUAGACCAAGAAACUCUCAUUCGAUAUAUUUGUUUCCGAAGACAUUCAAAGCCCACUGAACCAUGGUAUAAAGAAACCACCUACCAAAGAGACUAUUCUCUGCCAUUUUACAAGAUUGAUUGGGACCAGAAAUUAGCCACAGUUUCAUCAAAUCCUAGACCACUAAAUUCACUACCAGAGUUCUACUGUUGUGAAGAGAGCAGCUUCGGAAGAAAACCUUUUAAAUUUAAAAUAACCAUGGCAUUCGAACAAAACAACAUUUGGAGUUCUUAG